Messenger RNA from Macaca mulatta (Rhesus monkey), 960 nucleotides. The record is from RefSeq and is a predicted model, not a curated record. Lineage: Eukaryota; Metazoa; Chordata; Mammalia; Primates; Cercopithecidae.
AUGGGUAACGGGGGCCUUGGAAUAGCUCCAUGGGAUGAUGGAGAAUCAGAGCUAGAGUUUAGGAAGUUGAAUGGGCCAGGGAUGCAGGGACCCUUGGAGGCAUUAAGGGGGAGGGGAUGGAAUACACAGAGGGCCUCCUUCUCUUUCAGAUUGGUAAUUGCCCUCUCUCCUGACACAGUAGAUUACUGCCACUCCUACGAACUGUUCAAUAGGUGGUGGCAUGGGCAUGUCCUGGCUACACAGCGGCCCAGUCUCUUUAUUUUGAUGUUAGUGUGAUUAGGGAGUCUGCCCUUGUUCUGUGCCCUGGGACCCGAGCAUGUGGGAGCAGGGCAGAGGGGUGGCAGGAGGCCAGGGGUUGGAUCAUGUUCCCCUGAAAUGCUGGGAAGCAAUAAGCCUCCUCCUCCCCCCACCAUUUUUCUGGAGAUUAGGACUUAUUCUCACAGCUGGAGGAAGCUCAACAACUUUCCUGAGGACAAUGAUUGUUUGAAAGGCUUGUUUUGUAAGGAAGCCAGGACGAAUGUAUAAGUUAGAUGAGCUAAAACAGUUCCUCACUUGGUCUAGUUUUCUGGGCCAGGGGAGUAAGUGGAAUUCACUUCUCUAUACGAAUAAGCCCAUCCAUCUCUUCUGUUCAUGAACAGAGACAGAAAGAAUGCUUGGCAUGACAUGCCUCUGAGGGAGGCUCUGGGAGGAGGCCAAGCUGGCAGGUUCGGGUUCUUUGCCCUUGCUAGGGCCUAGGUCAGAGGGAAAAGAAACAUACUUGUACCCUUCCCUCACCACCUCGUAGGUCCCCAGGUACCAGGUGCCCAGGGAAGAAGGCCUUCACAAUGAUCCCCCAGCUCAGAACAGCCCCUGCACACCCAGUAACCGGCAUCUGGCUUCUCCUUAGCUUCGUGCAGCUGUGGAUUUUGGGAAAGUGGCCUCUCUAAUCUGAGCUUGCCAAAAAAAAAAGUGCCCCAGCAC